Rubroshorea leprosula is the source of this 1757-nucleotide messenger RNA. The record is from the annotation of a GenBank genome assembly. Lineage: Eukaryota; Viridiplantae; Streptophyta; Magnoliopsida; Malvales; Dipterocarpaceae.
UCUCACUAGAGCUCUUGCAAGGAAGAUGGCUGACGAAGCUAAUUUAGAUAAUUUAGAGAAGGUAGCUCUGGAAAAUCGUGUUGAAAAUAUGGAAAAUACUUUGAAGGAAUUGAUGGCUUCCGUCCAAUCUCUUCAAGCAACCUUAGUCACAAGGCCACCUUUGACAACAAAUCCCUUGUUUAAAGGAAAUGUUUCUGUGGCAAAUCUCCCUAUCGCCACAUCUACUCUUGGAAAGGAGCCACUGUCAUCUUGUCCACCAAAUCCAACUAUUGAGGAUGAAGACAAGGCAAUUAAAGCGAAGUUGCAAUUAAUGGAGGAAACACUAAAAUCGAUGCAAGGUGUCCAAACCAAUAAAUCGGUUGACAUCUCAUCUUUGUGCUUUUUCCCAAACAUUCAACUGCCCCAUAAGUUUAAAUUGCCUGAAUUUGAUAAGUACAAUAGCACUGGUUGUCCUUAUGCCCACUUAACGAUGUAUUGUAGGAAGAUGGCUCCUUAUGCCAAUGAUGAGAAGCUAAUGAUACAUUACUUUCAGGACAGUCUGAUAGGUCUUGCAGAUGCUUGGUUCCUUACUUUAGACAAAAGUAAGGUCAAAAGUUGGCAUGAUUUGACUUACAAUUUUAUGAAGCAAUAUGAAUACAAUACAUCACUAGCUUCUAGUAGAGAAGAUCUUCAAAGGACAAAGAAGAAAUCAAGUGAAAGCUUUAAGGAAUUUGCUCAAAGAUGGCGUGGAUUGGCUGCUCGAGUUCAAUCACCACUAACUGAUCAUGAAUUGAGUAAUUUAUUCAUUAAAUCAACUAAAGGGCCUUAUCGUGAAAAGUUGAUGACUUGUGUAAAUUACACUUUCGCUCAGUUGGUUAUUAUGGGAGAACAAGUGGAGGAUGGAAUCAAGUCUGGAAUUAUUAUGGAUUAUCAAGCAAUGAAGAGUAUUCUUGAACAAUACCAAAAUGGUAGUUCAAGGGUUUCUAGUUCGAAGAAAGUGGGUCAAAAUCAAAACGAGAAUGAGAAUGGCACUAUAAGCUUACUUUAUGAAACAUAUGGGAGAAAGAAUCAACCACGUCCUCAAGGGCAAUUCAAUAAUUCUUUCCAAGCUCCAACUUAUCAAUUGACAGUUUGUUCAAGACAGCCAAGGCUACUUUAUGCCUCUGGUAUCAAUCGUUCGCAACAAAAAGUGAGACGACAUUUCAACAAGCUUCCUUUGUCAUACAAUGAAGUGUUUCAACAAUUGGUAGUAGCUAGUCUUGUUACUCUCGUACAUAUGGUGCCAUUAAAUCCACCAUUUCCAACAUGGUAUAACCCACAAGCGAGAUGUGAAUACCAUAGUGGAAGUGUUGGACAUGACCUUGAAAAUUGUCUUGCUUUAAAGCACCGUAUCCAAGAUCUGAUAGAUGCAAAAGGAGUUACAGAUUGCAUCAGAACCAAAGGUCAAGAGGUGGCUGCAGUUACUGUCACCAAUCAAGUUUCAUCAACUCCUAGACAACCUUUAAUAUUGAAGGGACCAACGCUUAUAGUUCCACUCAAACAAGGUUGAUCUUAGAACUGCUAUUGAUGAGGGCUUGAAUAAGUGAACAAUGGAGUUUUUCCCUAUUGCUAUCAUUUUGGAAUGAAAUUUGUCUAUCAUGUUAGUCUUUAUUUGCAUUUUCCAAACUCUUUUCAUAUUGCAAUUUGAAUCUUUGUUCUUCAUGUUUUAAUUGAUAGUUAUUCAGUUCUUGAUUUUAUACUUCCAUGAGUUGCAUUAUUAAUGAACUUGAAUUCAAUUU